AUGGAGAGAAUCGACGAUGACCCUCCACCUGAACAAUUUCCUACUGCAAAUAGACCUCCUGAGUCCUCGACUCUUGAAAGUCAGCCAAAAAACCCUGACCCGACCGGACCCUGCUCGACCAAAAAUGUCUUCAGCGAACAGGACAACAUCCCUCAACAGUUUACCGCCACAUCACCAGAAGCGCCCAUGCCAUACCCUGUCGGAGACACCGGCGUUCUUGCACCACCGCCAGAUGCCUUGAUCACGGAAAGCCUAGAGGCGGUUGACCCCGACCUUCUGAUGCCUCCACCAACACUCUCGUCCCACCAUGAUGACGCUUCAACUAAAGUCGCUUCCAUCUACUCCAAUACUCCUCCUUCGCACGCUCCCACUAGUCUAAGCUCCGUCGAAGACGACGGCUCGAGCACAGCCCCUCCGGAGCAAGAAUUGACAUAUGAAUAUCACGGUCCCGGGUCGUUUCUUUCAAUCUGCUCCAAGUCAGGAAUAGAAUGGGUCAACGAGAAGACUGGAGUCAAUGAGUUUGGAACCAUCGCGCGGGGUCUCAUAUCUGAUAUCUCCCGUGCGCUCAAACUCAGUGUCCCAAAUAUCGGUCCACGAGAGCCUGAGCCGGAUGAGUCUUUGGCGUGGAAGUAUAGCCGCAUCUACUUCGACACGGACACCGAUGCUGGCUUCGGCAUUAUUUCCCGGCCCACGUUUGAGAACGCCUUGCGCGCCCACUUUCAGAAAGAGAGCAAUCCAGGGGAUAUCGAGACUGAUCCCGGGUGGUAUGCUCUCAGAAAUGUAGUCUACGCUGCUGGAUGCCGAAUCCUCGAAACGAAGAGUGCUGUCAAAGGUUUCAAGAUCGACAUGACGGCGACAAAGAGCUGGAAGUACUUUGCGAAUGCACUGUCGGUGCACAACGAUAUCCUAUACUUCAGAACCAGCUUGAUGGCAGUCCAAGCUCUAGCAGCAAUGGCGUUCUUUGUGGAGGCCAUCGGCUACCCCUCUAUCGAUUACAUGUUAUGCUCUUCUGCAAUGAGGCUUGCAGUGUCGAAGGGUCUUCACCGCCAGCCCCCAGCCUGUUGGAAUCUCAGCCCGGAAGCGAUAAAGUCGCGGAGCUUACUAUGGUGGUCCAUUUAUGGCUUCGAGCGAGUCAACGCGAACAGAUCCGGUCGACCCUUGGCCAUUGACGAUCGAGAUAUCACAUGCCAAAUGCCUGAGGGUAUCGAAGAUGCCGAAACGAAUUUGGCUCACAUCAGGACGGCCAUUGAACAUGCGAAACUCUCUUCGAGUUUUAGCCGGAGAAUUGCAGACCUCAAAACAAACCAAGCCAGUCUGCAAGAGGUAGCAAGCAGCAUCGCAGAAAUGACACAACAACUUGACACCUGGUGGGACAGCCUUCCUGACUAUAUGAAGCUAGACCUACGGAACCCUUCACGUCAGCUUCCUCCAUCUCUAGAUUUCCAGAGUGUUCUCUAUCACCAUUACGCCUAUUACGGAAGCGUGGUGGCCAUCCAUGCUGUUCUAGUCCAUCCCUGGAACAGUACUGCACUUAAGAUUCUGCCUCAUGAACGCGAGGAGUUUGCUCGGAUGACAGCAGAGAGUGGAGAAGUCUUCAUCAACGCCACAAGGAAGUUUGUUCAAUAUCUUCCGCAACUGAAUAUCAACCCACUGUCACCGAAGUGGCUUGUCGUUGUCUACCCACUCAUGGCACUGGUCAACUUGUUUAUCUACGUGUUACAAAAUCCACAAUCUCCUGCCAUAGAGUCAGACGUGGGGUUGAUGUACCUUGUCGCCGGACACUUCAGCUACCUCGAAUACGCCGUUGCAGAUCGUGUCUUCCCCUCCCUUGGGCAAAUGGCAAAUCUAGCCCGGUUGACGGCUGACAACGCAAGGAAUCGAUUUCUGGGAAUGGACAAUGAUCUCUCCGCGGAAGUGAUCAGCCAUGACGCGUCUUUACAACACCUUGACCUAGGAAACCCUGAAGAUGUAAGAACAAGCUCAAUCAACCCUGACAACUGUCUCAAAGAGGCCAGGGAAUGGUGCUAA
Messenger RNA from Thyridium curvatum, 2028 nucleotides. RefSeq lists its product as uncharacterized. Gene Ontology annotation, molecular function: DNA binding; zinc ion binding. The transcript is spliced from 6 exons. Gene Ontology annotation, biological process: DNA-templated transcription. The record is from RefSeq and is a predicted model, not a curated record. The coding region runs from base 1 to 2028 and encodes 675 amino acids. NCBI's taxonomy places the organism in Eukaryota, Fungi, Ascomycota, Sordariomycetes, Thyridiales, Thyridiaceae.